Arachis duranensis is the source of this 1031-nucleotide messenger RNA. RefSeq names its product transmembrane ascorbate ferrireductase 1. The record is from RefSeq and is a predicted model, not a curated record. Gene Ontology annotation, molecular function: oxidoreductase activity. The transcript is spliced from 4 exons. Bases 79 to 768 code for a protein of 229 amino acids. Lineage: Eukaryota; Viridiplantae; Streptophyta; Magnoliopsida; Fabales; Fabaceae.
CUGCUCUUUAUUCGUGUUUAUUGGUUUGGGUUUUGACCCGUUGGUUGUUGAGUCGCAGAGAGACAGUUAAGCGAUUCGAUGGCGUUGGGCAUAACCGCCGUUCCCUUCACAUACGUGGUUCACGUCCUUGGUCUGGUUGCCAUCAUCUUGGUCCUCGUCUGGAACAUUCACUUCAGGGGUGGCUUGGCCUGGGACGCCGAUAACAAGAACCUCAUCUUCAAUCUCCAUCCUGUUCUUAUGAUACUUGGCUUGAUAUUUCUUGGUGGUGAAGCUAUCAUAAGUUACAAAUCUCUUCCUUUGAAGAAGGAAGUGAAGAAAGUGAUACACCUUACUCUCCAUGCAAUUGCAUUAGCACUUGGAAUAUUUGGAAUCUGUGCUGCUUUCAAGAAUCAUAAUGAAAGUGGGAUUGCCAAUCUCUACAGCUUGCAUUCAUGGCUUGGAAUUGCGGUUAUUUCCCUCUAUGGCAUUCAGUGGCUAUAUGGGUUUGUGAUCUUCUUCUUCCCUGGUGGAACUCCGGCCAUUAGACGCGAAUCACUACCUUGGCAUGUUCUAUUUGGACUAUUCGUGUAUGUAUUGGCUAUUGGCACUGCUUCUCUUGGGUUUUUGGAGAAACUCACUUUCUUGGAGAACUCAGGAUUGGCAAAAUAUGGCUCUGAGGCAUUACUUGUCAACUUCACUGCUGUGAUCACAAUCUUAUUUGGUGCUUUUGUUGUAUUAUCUGCUUUAUCUGAUGCUCCACCUGCAGAAGAUGACUAUGCACCCAUUUAGAUUUGUCUUCCACGUCAUAUUUUUUUUAUGUUUGUUAUCAGUGUGUGCUGGGAUUGGGAAAAAGGAAAUAAUAUCUAUUUGUAUUAUGGACAUAGCUUGUAAUUAAUCCUCAAUGUUGUGCUCUAUGUCAUGAAAAAUCAGUCUACCUUGUAAUUUUUUUAGUUUAUUUUCACUUCUUGCUGAUUUGUAAGUGAAAAUAUUAAAUUGUGGACAUAUAUUCGAUAUAUUAGAUGUACCAAAAAAUAUUCAAUGUAUUAGGAGAA